Dermacentor albipictus is the source of this 2614-nucleotide messenger RNA. RefSeq lists its product as uncharacterized. Lineage: Eukaryota; Metazoa; Arthropoda; Arachnida; Ixodida; Ixodidae. The record is from RefSeq and is a predicted model, not a curated record.
AUGAAGAAGAAGAUGAAGUGCAUGCUCCGGGCCUCCAGCCUUUUGCUUCUCCUGGUGUUAUGCACUUUUCGCUACUCGAGAAGCAUCAAACUGGUCGCCAAGAAACUCCAGGUGCACCGCGUCAGACUGCACGACUCUCUGGUGAUGCCUUGCGCGGCCAAGGAAGGCGUAAUGGUUAGACGGGCUCGCUGGAGUGACCAGGCUGGCGGCACGGCGUGGCUCAACCAGGCGCUACUGUCAGAAAGCACGGGCCGCCUGCGGUUUCCCAAGGUCACGGCCGUGCUGAGCGGCCACUACGUGUGCUCGGGAUACGUCCGGCUGCCACGCCGCGAGGUGUUCAUCAUAGUUCAUCACGAGAUCCAAGUGUUCGAGAGCGACAAGAACGGAACCGGAUGUCGCGUGGGAUAUGUCGUGGACGACCGCCGCUGCUACGUCUGCCGGCCCGGGUCCUUCAGCCCUGGCGGCGAGUUCCGCAACUGCAUCCCAUGCGACUUCGGCUCCUAUACUGAGCAGCAUGGGUCUCCCUUCUGUCUCUGGUGUCCACCGGGCAAGUCCACCUAUAGGCAGGGAAGCACCUCGUCCAAUGAUUGCGAAGUUUCCUGGAUGAUCUACGCUUUCCUGUUUGGAAUCGCGACCCUGACAUCGCUGGUCCUGUUUGUAUGGGUGUCACAAGCCUGGUCAUCCCAACGGAGGGUUAGGACCAUCAUCAUGGAGGACAAGCUCUCACGCUGCUUUCAGCCCAAGGUUCUUCCGCCAUCUCGUAGCAGAGCUUCGGGCCGACCGUCGAUGACGCACCGUUCCCGAAAGUCGGCGUCGUUGCAAGAAGAGCAGCAGCCGCUCUUGGCGGCCCCGACGGCUGCUUCGCGGCAAGCUGCAGGCACUCAGACCGACGACCACCUCCACGUGGACUCUGCGCACCGCGGGGUUCAAACGGAGCCCUGCGAGCCAAAGGCCCCAGCAUCGUCGUCUGCAUUCCCCGAAAGGCACGUCGUGGCCCCCUCGAAGGCCAAGGAUCCAGCACCGUGUGAUCAAGAGACCAUGUUCAAGGAGCUCCUAGCCAGGACUGCGCGGAACGCAAAACGGCUCGACAGACGCAAGAAUACCCCGCAGCCGAGGCACUUCGGUCUCAUGAAGCCGAAUGCUGUGGGCGGCAGCCAUGGCGUGCUGCAGAAGUCACCACUCGCUGCUCGUAGACCAUCUGAAGAAUUCUCAUCGUGGCGCUCCCAAAACCGGUCGGCGCAGCGCAAAACCAGAAAAAUAGGAGCCCGAGCCCCUGUCACGUCGCCACCGGAUAAAACACCUGCGAAUCUAUGCGGGAGGCCAAACCGUCGAAGCGCCCAGGGCGAAUUCGAGAACACUCCCCGUUACAAAGCGCCAGCGUGGAAUUCGUCACCGGAGGACUACCGCAGAACCUUGCACAGCACACGAAUCCGCGACGACGUACCACGUGACGUCCGCGUGAUCUACGAAGUUGCCGACAGUGGCGCUUCCGAUGGAUCGGUCCCCCUUUACGGCAGGUCUGGUUGCCCGAGUCCCCGGCACUCUGCCUGGCCCUCGCCGCUUGGCCGGGAAGACAGACACGACCGACUCAGUUCCGACGUCUCGCCGGCACCCCGCGGCUACCAGGCGGCGCGCGGGUGCAGACACUCUGAGAGACAGUUUGUGAACCAAGUGUCGCACGGCGAGGAACAUUUCAUUCCUCCCCGCGGCGCCUAUUCAUCACCGGGCACUCGAAACAGGCCCGGAGCCACAAACAUGUUCCGGCGUUUCGACUCGAACCCGGCCUGGAUCACGGACGAAUACUCCAGGCACAAGCAGCAGGGCCCCGGUUAUUACGGCUCGCCGAACGCUUGACAUAUAUUACCAACACAUACCACUGGCAUACUUUACUGUCAGCUACAUAGAUGUCCUUUUCUCUUUUGGUGUUCUCUAUCAAUAUGAUUGUGGACUUGCAAAAUUCAAGUUGAUGAAGUAAGGAAACUAUCUCUUCAGCGAUGCGAAAAGCCCCCCAACUUUCUCAGAUGGCAGACGCAUUGCUGCACACGUGUUUUCUUUAUCUUUAAUUGUGGUGUAUGCCGAAGAUAUUCCUGGAGAAUCAAGUCUCCUGGAGAAUCAUAGUUCAAAUGCGCCAUCGAAUAUUCUUUUGUGGAUCGUUUUUAAUACAAUAGGCGGUUUUCAGCGGCUGCCAAGGCAACCUUCGAGUCAAUACAAAUGUUUCCGUCAGACAAGGCACUUCCGAACCAGGGAUGUGCUGAUGGAAAACGGAAACCAUGAGUUCCACAAGGGGGACCAGUUCCGAAGGUUCCAGAACUGCGGCAGUCGUGAGCGCCGCUUAUAUAAUGGCUCCACAUUGAGAUGUUCUUGCAUGGCAACCGAAGGCACUAUAUGCAGAGCAUUAGUUAGAUAGCAAUCGAAUAAAUAACAUCAUGCGAACAAAUGCUUACUUCUCGCCGUCCCAGUCCUUGAUCCUUGAACAAGCGUUGUGUGAUAAGAGCUUUUUUCCUAGUAUACUGACAAACAAUGCUAGCGACUUCAACGGGUGAUUGUUGCAAGCUUGGCAGCGGUUAGAUAUUGAUUUGUAACCGCAAACCUCAGCACUAAUAAAAACUGUGCA